AUGGCCUUUAAGCUCUCUAUUGCUCAGACCACCAGCUUUUGCUCCACGGAAGAUAUGGAUAAGGCGACCACAAUGGACAAGCUAGACAUCAUCUUGAAUUCCGCAUUUCUACCUGAUGGACUUGAUGCCCGGAGAGAUACCGCUCGUUAUGAGAUCCGAGAAAUUAGUCAGAAACCCGAGAUGAUUCUGCCAGAGGUCUUGCAUGAGGUUGCAUACGGUAGGAAAAUACUUCGGAAUUCUGGGAUGCUGGUGCUGGGAUGCAUUGCGAACGACCAUUUCAUCACUUCAGCCGUCAGCCACUCAAAAUCUACCACCUCGCUUGCUUCCCUCGUCGUCCUCAUCAUCACCCUCGCUCUACAAGUCAUUAACUUGUGCUGCAUCAACAUAUCUGUACCUCCAACUACGUUGGUGGCAUCGACAGAGUUCGCUCAGCUCUACCUAGCUUUUGAGGGUGUAGGUGUUGAUGACGAGGAUGUAUUUACCCUCGCCACUAUUAUCGGCCCUGAGGACUAUGGAGAAUGGGAUCGACCGAGACCACCUCAGGACGCUGGUUACCAGCCAUCAUACCUGCAACAGUCCGAGCCAUCUGGACUCCUUCUCGCGACUACUUUUCUGUCCCGGAAUCGCUGGAGCCACGUCAUGGAGGCAACGUGUACGCAUCCCCUGCUGGUCGCCCUCCUGGGGCAUCAUCCAGUUAUGCGCCAGCGGGAGGUUACACCACCUCCUGGGGCUCCCCCUCAAGCUAGACCUUCAUAUGGACACGACCCUUCUCCUCAAGGAGGGUCGGGUCACGGCGCUGCAAGUGAUUAUUACAAUCGGCCUCCGCCAGCUGCUCAUGGUGAAUCCUUUAACCUACCACGCUACCAGCCUCAGCCACCGAGCGAGUUCGACGAAGAGGUGUACAAGUCUCAUUUCUCUGCUCAUGCUCAGGCUUAUGGUUCUGGUCAUGACGAUAAACCGAUGGCGAAUGAUGAUAUAGGCACAGCUGCCGCUAUCGAGGCGCUGAAGAUCACAGCUGCAAAUAACCAGGAAGACCACAGGAUGGAUUCCAAACUAACACGGACGCUCCGCAUGCAAGGCCAUCUGCCGGACCACAAGGUGGAUUCCAGACUGACACGGACACUCAGCAUACGAGACCGUCUGCUAAUAUUUCUUCUGAAUCAGCUCAAAUCGAGCCUGGUGAUGGCUCUCGAGAGUCGGGCGGUGGAGGUGAAGGUGAAGGAUCUUUGCCGGAAGUUGCCUGUCCACAGUCGAAAGACUCCUGUGACCGAAAUGACUACGACCUAUGAUAAAUAA
Molecule: messenger RNA, 1296 nt
Organism: Suillus clintonianus
Lineage: Eukaryota; Fungi; Basidiomycota; Agaricomycetes; Boletales; Suillaceae
Exons: 12
Coding region: 1-1296 (431 amino acids)
Source: RefSeq, a predicted model, not a curated record